Molecule: messenger RNA, 25382 nt
Organism: Coregonus sp. 'balchen'
Lineage: Eukaryota; Metazoa; Chordata; Actinopteri; Salmoniformes; Salmonidae
Source: the annotation of a GenBank genome assembly
CACCAGGCGUCUCCUUAUAGCCUCUUUCCCGAGAUAAAUACUCUCGUCAGCACUAUUCAGUACCACACGCUUCACUCGAACGAAGGGUUGGAAGAAAACGUAUCCUACAAGCUCUACGGUUGUCAGGUAGGAGAUACCUUGUGCUAUGUUUAGCAAGAUUUUAACACAUGUAUCAAGCGGCGGAGCAUGCCGCCCGCCUUGCGUUUUUGUUUAGUUUCCGGUCUAUGCUGCUUGACGUUUUCUGCACACGGCACCGUAGUUGUUGCUAGUGCAGAGUGCAUAAAUUCAUCUCAUGGCGCUCUCUUUUGAUAGUAAACUCGGUGUAUUUCGUCUCCGAGAUGAAUGUGGUCGUUACAAAAGACCAUUUGAUUGUUUUUCAUUUGCUCACGAUUGCCUAUCAUUUACACCCUGACUAGGCCGUGGCAAGGCCCGCGAGCAACCACCAUAUGAUCUUCCUUCGAAAUGCUGCAUCUCUUGAUAAACGAUAAAGAAAUAUCUAGCUAAUUCUGGGUACUUGCAUGUUGGCUGUUGUGAUAGGUGACUUGUCGUGGUCACGACUCAUUGUCCCCCUCAAACUAGUAGUAUGGAUCUGUCGCGGUUCGUAUGUACGUAGCUAGCUAAUCUCAGACCCCACUGGCCCAAUUUUGACCAAACGGGUGAAUGAUGCGUCUUGUCAUGGUUGGUGCAAUCCGAUUUCUUUGUGACGUCCCUACCCUAAACCCCUACCUAAACUAUAUUAAAUGUAAACCUGGAUGGUAUAGGGACGUAUAGGGACGUACCAAGGAUCCUGAAUAGCAAGGACCAUAUUGUCAUAGAGAUCCAAUAGUAUGUGAAUGUGGAUCCGCAAUUCGGGGCGUUCUUGCAUGUUUUCAUUCCUGCAUCUGCAGGAACGCCCCCCAUCCAGCAUCCCAUUGUUUAUUACAUGAACGUCUCCCCAAGCGGGGACGAAGGACAUUGUCUACCGGUGUCCUAGCUUGCUAGUUAUCGGUGUCGCUCCCGCCUGCUGUCCCAGCACACAGUGUCCUUCGCUAACACCUGCCAAACACUUGCCGUUAACAGAACUGCGGGAAAGCAAUGCCCGACAGGCGGGGUAAAGGACACUGCCUACAGGUGUCCUAGCUAGCUAUCCCGCCUGCUGUGUACCGGAGUCCUAGCUAGCUAGCACACGUUUUCCUUCGCUCCAGCCUGCCGAACACCUGACCUUGCUGUCGUUAACAGACCUGCAGGAAAGCGGUGGCCGACAGGCGGGGAGAAGGACAAUGUCUAUCGGUGUCCUAGCUAGCUACCAUUUUCGCCUCCGCCCCUUCUUCUGUGGGGUUUAUUGUUGGUUGGCAUCCAACGUUAUGUUCAUUACCGCCACCUACUGUACUGGAGCGCCCCCGCCACUUGCCUGUGAACCGGAGUCCUAGCUUAAAAAUUGACCUUCACCCCAGUCUGAGGUCCUAACCUGCUCCAGAGCGCUCUUCAUCAAGGAUCUCUCUGUACUUUGCUCUGUUAAUCUUUGCCUUGAUCCUGACUAAUCUCAGAGUCCCUGCAACUGAAAAGCAUCCCCACAGCAUGAUGCUGCCACCACCAUGCUUCACCGUAGGGAUGGUGCCAGGUUUCAUCCAGAUGUGACGCUUGGCAUUCAGGCCAAAGAGUUCAAUCUUGGUUUCUUCAGACCAGAGAAUCUUGUUUCUCAUGGUCUGAUAGUCUUUAGGUUUGCCUUUUGGCAAACUCCAAGCGGGCUGUCACGUGCCUUUUGCUGAGGAGUGGCUUCCAUCUGGCCACUCUACCAUAAAGGCCUGAUUGGUGGAAUGCUGCUGAGAUGGUUGUCCUUCUGGAAGCUUCUCCCAUCGGCUCAGAGGAACUCUAGAGCACUGUCAGACUGACCAUCGGGUUCUUGGUCACCUCCCUGACCAAGUCCCUUCUCCCCCGAUUGUUCAGUUUAGCCGGGCGGCCAGCUCUAGGAAGAGUGUUGGUGGUUCCAAACUUCUUCCAUUUAAGAAUGAUGGCAGCCACUGUGUUCUUGGGCACCUUCAAUGCUGCAGAAUUGUUUUUGUACCCUUCCCCAGAUAUGUGCCUCGACACAAUCCUUUCUCGGAGCUCAACGGACAAUUCCUUCUACCUCAUGGCUUGGUUUUUGCUCUGACAUGCACUGUCAACUGAGGGGACCUUUAUAUUGACAGGUGUGUGCCUUUCCAAAUCAUGUCCAAUCAAUUGAAUUUACCACAGGUGGGCUCCAAUCAAGUUGUAGAAAAAUCUCAAGGAUGAUCAAUGGAAACAGGAUGCACCUGAGAUCAAUUUCAAGUCUCAUAGCAAAGGGUCUGAAUAAUCAAUCAAAUCUAAUUGUAUUGGCCACAUGCGCCGAAUACAACAGGUGCAGACAUUACAGUGAAAUGCUUACUUACAGCCCUUAACCAACAGUGCAUUUAUUUUUUUAUAGAAAAGUAAAAUAAAACAACAACAAAAGUGUUGAGGAAAAAAAGAGCAGAAGUAAAAUAAAAUAACAGUAGGGAGGCUAUAUAUACAGGGGGGUAUCGGUGCAGAGUCAAUGUGUGGGGGCACCGGCUAGUUGAGGUAGUUGAAGGAAUAUGUACAUGUGGGUAGAGUUAAAGUGACUAUGCAUAAAUAAUUAACAGAGUAGCAGCAGCGUAAAAAGGAUGGGGUGGGGGGGCAGUGCAAAUAGUCCGGGUAGCCAUGAUUAGCUGUUCAGGAGUCUUAUUGCUUGGGGGUAGAAGCUGUUGAGAAGUCUUUUGGACCUAGACUUGGCACUCCGGUACCGCUUGCCGUGCGGUAGCAGAGAGAACAAUCUAUGACUAAGGUGGCUGCAGUCUUUGACAAUUUUGAGGGCCUUCCUCUGACACCACCUGGUAUAGAUAAGGUAUUUCUGUUUUAUUUUUAAUACAUUUACAAACAUUUCUAAAACCCAGUUUUCGCUUUGUCAUAAUGGGGUAUUGUAUGUAGAUACUUUUUUAUUUAAUCAAUUUUAGAAUAAGGCAGUAACGUAACAAAAAGUCAAGGGGUCUGAAUACUUUCCGAAGGCACUGUAAUCUGUGUCCAGGAAACGGCCUCUGUGUGUGUGGUUUAUUCCUUUCAAAAGGUCUGGAUUAGUUAGACCAUUCCCGGUGAACAAGCAAACCAUUAGGCAACUGCAGUUUUAAUAGUUUCAAUGUAAUGGUCUCUAAUGGUCUUGAAUGGUAAAAGUCCCAAACACACAAUGACCAUGUUUACAUUCUGGAUAGUAGCUCAUAUAUCCCGCUUAAGGUCUUAUUCGGGAUAGGUUGUUUACAUUAAUCUUUGAUAUCCCGCUCACGAGUAUCCCUGUAGACAUGAAUAAAUAGAAUAUUCCUAAUUUAAAAUUCAUAUGGGUUAAAUUGAAUAGUAACUGAAAUAUGGACACUGACUGUAGGCCUAGAACCUCUCACAUGUAGCACAAUAUAAUAUUAACUCCUGCAGAAUUAUGCAUUUCUUGCAGUAAAAUCAUACAACUAAUGUUAAUUUUGUCUCGAACAGGAGUGGAGAAAUAUAAUUUAUUUCAGCAUCUCUUGAGAAAAUGCGAACGCGCCUGUAAUGUGUUAUCUUUGACACUGUAAUGCAAGCGGACAGGAUUUUAACCACAUUAAAUAUGUACAGAUGACGAAUUGAAGUCUUCAUCAUUUUCUCAGCUUUUCAUCUACUUAAAACCGUUCAAACUGAUACCAUUUUGCACAGGACCAAUCUUUCCAGUGUUUUGGAGUUGCGUUUUCUCCCCGGUCCCUAAACGAAACCGACAACUUUACCGGUGUUAACUACACAUAACAAAAAUAUGAACGCAACAUGUAAAGUGUUGGUCCCAUGUUUCAUGAGCUGAAAAUAACAUCCCAGAAAUGUUCCAUUCACACAAAAAGCUUAUUUCUCUCAAACUUUGUGCACAGAUGUUUACAUCCCUGUUUGUGAGCAUUUCUCCUUUCCCAAGAUAAUCCAUUCCAUCUGACAGGUGUGGCAUAUCAAGAAGCUGAUUAAACAUCAUGAUCAUUACACAGGUGCACCUUGUGCUGGGAGACAAUAAAAGGCCACUCUAAAAUGUGCGGUUUUCUCACACAACACAAUGCCACAGAUGUCUGAAGUUUUGAGGGAGCCUGCAAUUGGCAUGCUGAUUGCAGGAAUGUCCACCAGAGUUGUUGCCAGAUAAUUUAAUGUUCAUUUCUUCACCAUAAGCCAACUCAAAUGUCGUUUUAUAGAAUUUGGCAGUACGUCCAACCGGCCUCACAACCACAGACCACAUGUAUGGCGUCCUGUGGGCGAGUACCCUAUGGUGACGGUCUGGUUAUGGUAUGGGCAGGCAUAAGCUACGGACAACGAAAUACCGUGACGAGAUCCAUUUCUUUUAAGGUAUCUAUGACCAACAGAUGCAUAUCUGUAUUCCCAGUCAUGUGAAAUCCAUAGAAUAGGGCCUAAUGAAUUUAUUUCAAUUGACUGAUUUCCUCAUAUGAACUGUAACUCAGUAAAGUCCUUGACAUUCUUGCAUGGUGCGUUUAUUUUUGUACAGUAUAGAUGACUAAUUCUGUCAAUUUAAGGGUGUUUUCACAUUUGGUCCCUUUUACCUAACUUUUUGUGCAGUGUGAACACGCCAAAGGAGCUCAGAACCCUCAAAAGAGCCCCCGAACCGAACAGAGACCAUUCCCUUUUUAGGGGCGAUGUGAAUGCAAAGCUCCCCAGGUUCGCUUGUCAUUAUUCCCUGCACCACGCACUAGACUACUGCAACACUGUUUCCCCUGCCAUAAACCCUCACAUUAGUGCCACAAAAGAGAGAUGAUGAUGAUGAUGAUGUGCUGGUUCAUGGAAGAAAAUGUAUGCUGUUUUUUCGAUCUUGAUUAGCGAUUGUCAAGGACGCACAGAAAUUCCCAAAUGUGUGGAGUUUUUAGUUCAGAUUGUUUGUAAUAUGUGAUCUAUAGGCUAAGAGAGCUUCACAAGCUGUUUAUUGAUUGUGGGGUUUGAAUAGUGUGAGAAGACAAAUAUAUUUGGUGAAAAUCACAACAUAUGGUACGAAAUCUAUUCUAGCUCUUAAAGGGGCAGUAGCCUACCUUGGGUGUAAUUUUUAAAUUUUUUAUUACAGCAUUAUUUAUUUGGCAUUUAUUCUAUUGCUAUUUAUUCUGUUAUCAAUCAAAUGUACAUGUUAAUAGUAUCUUCUGAUUACAAUUAUGUCUCAGAUUUUAACUAAAUUAAAUCUAUUUGCUUCCAAAAUGUAAGUAGUUAUAUCUAGCUGUCCGAUAACACAUUCUGAUUGAAUGCUUGUCCUGCACUUUGUAAAAAGCCAGAGUGCGUGUUGGGAAAAAGAUCUUGGUUCCUUUCUAAACAUAGCGAUGUGAAUGCAAAGAGGAUUCGGUCCACAAAAUAGGUUGAAGUGAAUUGGCAAAAGAGUUGAAUCCUCAUUCAAAGGCAAGGGCAGUGUGAAUAUAAAGACAAGUAUUGUGAUUUUUUUUUUACCCUGGAGUUCUUUUUAAAGAGGACUAUAUGUGAAAACACCCUAAGACAUUAUUCUGGUGAGCACUGCUUUAUUUAUUCUUCUGGGGCAACAAGUUAUGACAGAAGAGAAGCUGUAUCUAUCUAUAGUUGACAAACUAAUGGCCUACCAAAUGUCAGAAACUUGUCUAAAUUAUGGGUGAAAGGAGACACUAGGCUAUACGGUCCACUAUGGAGUAUCAGCAAAAUGAAUUAUGGUGGAUCGAACUGCGGUAAGCCUACUUUUUUGAAGGGAUUUGUUUGACGAUCAGAUGAAAACAUCAUCACACAACACCCAUGAUAUGCGAAACUGAGCCUGCCCAGACCGCGAAAAACAACAGUAAACGGGAUAAGAUGUUUACAUGCCACAGUAUUCCGUCUAAUUUCAGCAUAUCCCAGGCAUCUUAUACAGGUUUUUCAUAACCGGGAUACAAGCUUUGUGGGGUUAUUGUAAACAGGAUAUGAUGUUUAUAUGCGUCAACUCAAAAACAGAAUAUUGAGUAUUCCGAAUAAUAACGGGAUAUUGGUGCGCAUGCAAACUUGGUCAGAGUAUAGUGUGGGAUAUUCAACUCUUACCCUACGAGAUCCAGAGCCUGCUGGUUUUCUGUUCUGAUAAUUAAUUGCACACACCUGGUGUCCCAGGUCUAAAUCAGUCCCUGAUUAGAGGGGAACACUGGAUUUUUCGUACAUCUGCGCGGCACCUUCAGCAUUCAGAUGCUUGUAAAAUGGCUUUCACAAUGUCAAAUCAUAGGCUUUAUUAGUUGUGUCAACCAAUGUAAUUUGCUGGAUCAUUUUUACCAAAUGAGCUGUAGAAAAUUGUUUUACUGGAGUGGUAUAGCCUAACGGAGUGGACACAACACAUCCAACUGCUGAUUGGGUUUUCAAUCCUAUAGAUUUUAUUUAGAUUGUUCAGGUUCACCAUAAGAAAUAGUUUUGGUAGUUUUGCUUUGAACAGUCCUUUUGUAUUUGUCAUUUUUGGGGUAAUUUCAUAAAGGACAGCAAUCAUCUUUGUGAACUGCUUAUUGUUGCAUUGGUCGGAGAGCUACAUACAUUUCCAAACGGUCUAAACCAUUUGCUUUUGAGAUGGGGGGGGGGGGUAAAAUCCAAAGCUGCAUUAUAUUAAUUGGCUAAGUAAAUGCCAUGCUAAUUUCUAAAGAUAAAUAUUGUCAGUAUUGGCUCAAAACAUUUUUAUCUGCAAAAAUGACAAGUUAAUCAGUGGGUGAUGGGGAUUUCAGAUAAAAGUGGGGGGACAAAAAACAUAAAUUGCCCCCACCCCUAAUCUGAUAGUGGAGUGGUAAAUGCUCAGUUUGCCCUAUGGCUCAGCUCAGGUGCCUACACACACCAUUGACAUUGACACUCACGCAUUCACUUAAACACACACUCACACUACUGUGUGUUGACAUUGAUAUGGUAUGCACAAAGACUAAGAUUUCUUGUGUGGGCUUUUGAAUACAAAGUCUCAAUAGUCUUCUGUAUCAUAUCCUUUUCACACUACUAAGCCAAGCCGAACCGAACACUGCCAAAUCAAGCUGUAUUGAGAUGGCCGGCAAGCCUGGUUAUGCAUCCACCAUAGUUUCUCUAUGAACCCUGCUGAAAAGGAAAUAUUUAAACCUGCAUAGUUUGGAUCAGCAGAACUACCGAAACUGCUUGCAUUUGCAAAACUAUUUGAGCAAUCAACUGACCUAUGACCAUGUUGUUCUAUUUGAUUCACUUUUCCAUGUAGAGGGAAUGGCAAUGAGGAGGAACAGGAGGUGGCUAGCAGCAGCCCUGGCAAUGCUGGGUCUUGCUAUGUGUUGGCCCUGCUCUACUGGGGACACUGGUCCAGAGUGCACUCGUGUCACUGGGGAGACUGGUAAAAGUGGCAGUGAGUAUCUGUCCACUAUCGACACCCAGAUGGCAGAACAGACCCAGCGGCAGCACCUGGAAGCUCUGUUUGACAGGUAAAUCCUUAAGGUGGAACUCCAGUCUCCUUUUCACCUCAUGUAAACACCUGAUUUACUUAACAAAAGGCACAUCUCAAUAGGUGGUCCAGGUAAGUUAUGACAUCAAAUAUACAAUUUUAUUCGCCACAUGCUUCGUAAACAACAGGUGUAGACUAACAGUGAAAUGCCUACUUACGGGCCCUUCCCAACAAUCCAGACAGAGAAAAUUUUGCCACACACGGAGGAUCUAUGACUAUAGCCUGUUGCCGCUUUGACUUAUGAUUGGCCAACAACAACAAGGUACACGUGCCACACUACUCUACGUGCCACUCUCUAGCAAGAGCAGUAGCAGCAUACAUUAUACAAUUUCUCUCUCUCUCUACACUGCAGCAGUCGCGUUCGGAUCUGUAUGGGCCCUCCCGGACAACUCAGUUAAAAUUACACAAACCCAAAACCCGUGACAAUCAGAUCCGACCCAGAACCGUGACAUUAUUUAGAAUUCUGGAUCCGUCUCGGGUUCAGGUCUCGGGUAUUUGGGUACAGCUGGAUCCGUGAAGACCUGUAGUUCAGUUCUUGGGCACAGGAACUAUGGUGGUCUGCUUGAAACAUGUAGUUAUUACAGACUGGGUCAGGGAGGGGUUGAAAAUGUCAGUGAAGAUACUUGCCAAGCUGGUCGUGGGGGGGUUGGGCCUUCCCUUUUUUGGUUCUCUAUUGUUCCUUUUUAAGCAAGGGGAAGGUCAAUGACAUCACGGAUUUCCAUCAGACCGACUCCUUGAAUGCCCUACUCCUUGAAGUUUGCAGUUGUCUAAAAAAACACUUUUGCUCAAAACAUAUUUUUCUAGUCUAUAUGCACACCUUGAGCGUGUUCAAUAGGGUAUUACAUUUACAUUUUAGUCAUUUAGCAGACGCUCUUAUCCAGAGCGACUUACAGUUAGUGAGCGCAUACAUUUUUUCCCCCAGCAAAAGGUUUGAAAGGCCCUUAAUUUUUUAUUCACGUUCUGAAUGUGUGAACCUGUGUACAAAGGUGAUGAGAAUCAGAUGCAUUACGCCUAAAUAUAAAUUCUUUGAAAAUGUACAGGUACGGGGAGAAUGGCACCAUUUCGCUGGCAGGCCUGAAGCGCCUAUUGGAAAACGUGGGGCUCGACCGAAUACGGAAAGUCAUGGUGCAACACCAUGAACAACCCGACGAGGAUGGAGCAGAGGGGUAUCGGCGUGGACACCACAACCACCACCGUAACCACCAACACGAGGACGACCAUAAUGGCACACACCGUCAAAAGCACUCCCACCCCCCACCCAUUGAGCCCAAGAAGGUUCCCCAGACCCCCAAGGUGCCCAAAGUAGAGGACCCCACCCCGGGGAAGAAAGUGGAGAAUUUGGAUGCCCACCAUAACCUCUAUGUGAAGAAAACCGCAUCGCAGGAGAUUAGCACCACCACUGCGUACACCACCAAUGUCCUAGUGAAGUCCGAGGCAGUGCGCAGUCGGCGGGAAGCGGACUCUGACUCAGCCCACACUGCUAGUCUGACCACUGUCAUACAGGACAGCAACUCUCUGGUCACUGAGAACCAAACCCAGCCAAUCAUGGUCAGGCAGGAGGGCUCGGAUGACCAGCACUUAGAUGACCAUGACCACGAUAAUGACCAUAAUGAUCACAACCAUGAUCAUGAACACAGUCAUGAUGACCACAGCCAUGGUCAGGACAGCCUCCACAACCAGAGUCAAGAUCACAUACAGGAGAAAGCAGAGGUAUGAUUUGGGCAGCAAUGUGGCAUUCGGGGUGUUUGACAUACUAGUCCAACAUUUGUCAUUGUCCUAUACAAAUGUUUGUCCCAUAUUUAGGUGUCUAAUGUACUCAAUUUUGUCUUCCAGUUAUUUAAAUGUCCCAUAUUCAUAACCUUUUUUCUGAUUGGGUUCUCUCUCUCUCCUAUCUUUGUCAAAACAAAUCAUCAAAUGGUCAUACUGUACUUAUUUAUUUGGUCACACGCACGCAAUUUUUGUUUCAUAAUCUGUAUCAUCGUUGUAUAUUUUAGUGUAUGAAUGCCUCCAGUAUCCUGUCGUCCCAUGGGAUGGCCAAAGGGGCCCUGUCUCUCAGUGACUUCAGCUACCUCUGUCCUGCCCUUCUCAACCAGAUCGACGCCAAGUCCUGCAUACUGCACGGCAACCAACCACCCCAGCAUGUUGACAAAGGUAUGACUAUGGCUCUUUUUGCAAUUGUCUGAACAAUUGGACCUCUCCUCACCUCUUCAUUUCAUUGCACUGAUCUGAAAGAACUGACCAUGGCCCGGUUUCCCAAAAGCAUCUUAAGGCUAAGUUCAUUGUUAGAACCUUCAUAGGAGCAUCGUUAAAUAUCCAAGCUGUUUCCCAUAACCAUCGUUAUUAAUGUUGCACUUGAAAACGCUCCUAAUCUAACGCGUGCCUCAGACCACUCAUAGAACAGCUAAGUGCGUCGUUAGAUAUUUUUUUUGCCCUCCCGCGUCACUUAAUACACAGAAGAGCUCCGCUAAACAUAAUCACAUGGUUGAUCCGUCUCUCUGUGACCGCCGAUAAUUUCAGAACAAAGUUGACUACAAAUACGAAGUUGACAAUGUCUUUGCAAUUAAUACAGACAAGCAACAUAUAAAAAGAUGCUUCAAAUGGAAACCGAGAUUACUGCAUUAAAAUCUAAACAGUUAGGCUAUAGGUGUUUAAAAUAGAGUUCAAUUUUGCUACAUGUAGGCCACUGUCUGUAAUUUCUUUCAAUAUAUUUCAUGAUGUGUAGCCUAACGUGCGCAAUGAUGUGCCAAAUCGGUGAUUUAGUGAAUUUCUAUUGGGUAAGCAUUAGAAUAAGCAGCCUCUAUAUUUCCAGCCAUAGGUUGUACUAUCUCUCUAGGAGCUGAUCCAUCGUCAUUAUUGUGAAAUAAUUCUAAUGUUAAGGUAAGAUUUGAAUGGAGAAAGCUGAUAUGAGAGCAGAGCUCCCUUUUUUCUUUCGAUCCUAUCAGUAUCGACACAUGCUCCAACAAUGCACUUAGUGACCGUUCUCUCUGUGUGAUUUUUGGGAAAUGCAUGUUGCAUCUUCGGCCGUUCCACCGCUAUUGGGAAGACGGGCCCAGGUCAAAGCCAGCCUUACUAUGAGCUUCCGCUGUAUUGAUUUCACUUGUCAGGUCUUUUCCAAUCAGUGCUGUUGAAGGGGAGGAGAUGAGCAGAGGAUGGAUUUUGAAACAAUAUCGACAGAGCCUGUAUCUCCUCUCACAGAAAGUGUAGUCACCUUACACUGUCUAGUCAGCAAGUCGUACAAAAAUGGGAUCCACUUGCUAAUCUAGUGGGAGUCUCUGAUGGGUGCUUUGGAAUAUAUAAUAUGAUACAUGUGCUCGCACAAUGCAAUAAUUGUUUGAAGUGCCAAUGUUUCGGUCGACCAACCUUUGUCAGAACAAAAGGGAAACUGUGCGAGCAAGCAGUGUGCUGGAACCUCUUCUUUUGAGCCUCUUGAUUUCCAGUAUCCUCGGUUUAUUCAACUUGCAGACAACAAUGAAAUGUAAUGUAAUGUAAUUAUAGCUGCUUUGAUUGAAUUUCAUGGCAAGUCAAUUGGACACUCAAGUACCAAUCAAGUGGUCGAGGUCUCUUGACUUUGACCUUGAGUUUCACGUGUGUUUUGGUACAUUUCGAUCGAUAUUAACUGCAAGGUUGAUAAUAGUGCAUACUGUAAUCCACACAUGCUCCAUUUUCUGGUCUGAAGAGUAUGGUUCCUCAUAUGUCUCUUCUAUUGGCUUGCUUUUAAAGGCACAAUCUGUGACUUUAAUAUCCAGUCAAAGUGCUUCCCAUGUACUUGUUUAAUGAAGUCCGAUUGUGCCUGGACAAUAAUGCCAUUUUGAAGAAGAUGUCACUCACUACAGCAUAAUGUAAAGACAAUUAUUAAAGCUAUUAAGCAUAUUCAUUUUAGUAAUGCCUUAUAUGCAUUGAUCACGUUUAUUUGAUCCCUUCCAGUUCACAAGCAUCAUAAUACCCAUUUCCAUGGUCAUCACAACCAUGACCAUCACAACCAUGACCAUCACAACCAUGAUCACACUCAGGAGGAUCACCAAGUGAAUGAAAACAAGAAAGUAUGCUCAAUUCAAGCAGGUAAGAACCACUGUAUUGUUUUGUACCAGGUUCAUUUUCAGUAUUAUGUCCUCCCUUUUAUUCUGCCUCCAUUUAUGUGGUAGAUACGAUAAAUCUAUUAGUUAUCAUGAAAUGUUUUUCACUGUGCUAAUUUAAAUCCAUUACACCAGUUUGUCUAUUAUACAUUGGGGGACAUUUUGCUUGAGCAAAUAGCAGUGAGCUAAAAUGUCAAAGUUUCACUUGCAUCAAUGAACCUUUUAAUCCAAAACGGAUCUGUUUGUAUACAUGUGCAUGUGUUUGAACGUGUGUGUGUGUGUGUGUUCAAGCGUGGGCCGGCGGCUUUGUCUCCAUCACCAUCAUCAGCCUGCUGUCCUUGGCGGGCGUGGUGCUCAUCCCAUUGAUGAACCGCGUCUUCUUCAAGUUCCUGCUCAGUUUCCUGGUGGCGCUAGCCGUGGGCACGCUGAGCGGAGACGCCUUUCUGCACCUCAUACCCCACGUGAGUCACACUAGAUGACUGCUUUGGACCACUACAUAUUAGGGAAGGACAUGGGGGUUGUUUCUGAAAGCUAAACAUGAAGCUUGGUCAUUGUGACUGGCCAGUUAAUCAUGCUGAGCUGGACUUAAGUCAAGAUCGCCAUGAUUGGGUGCAUUAGUUUUAGCUUGCCUUCACUUUAGGACCAAUUUGAAUGGUCUGUACAAAAACUGCCCACCCGUUGCACUGGCGAGCGAAAACAAAUGCACCUAUUGGUUCUUAUACGCCUUGCUUCACUCACACUCACGCGUAAAUUCCCAUCUCCUCCUCCUACCCCACCAGUCUCAGGGGGGCCACCACCACCGUCAGCACUCUGUGAACAAGACGUCAGGGCACGGUCUCCACGGGGAGGAGGAAGAGGACCAUAACCUGGACGGGGUGUGGAAGGGGCUGACGGCCCUGGGCGGAGUCUACUUCAUGUUCCUCAUCGAGCACUUCCUCACGCUGGGCAAAAUGUACAAGGACAAACAGAAGGUCAGUGGGGGUGGGUGGGGUGGGGGGGGUCAUCGAGGGUUGGCUUCUAUUGUGUCUAAUGUAGUUUUAGUCUUUGUGUUAUAUAUUUGCUGAAAUGUUUAUUCAUUUUUGAUAAUUCAGUAUGGAAGCAUAGGUGUGAAUGCAUUUGUAAUGCAAAAAUGAAAGAUAAAAAAAAUAUAUUGUAUAGUUACAGGGUAUUUCCCCUAUAUUCAUUUAAACUCAAUUUUUCACAAUUCCUGACAUUUAAUCCUAGUAAAAAUGCCCCGUCUUAGGUCAGUUAGGAUCACUACUUUAUUUAAGAAUGUGAAAUGUCAGAAUAAUAGUAGAGAGAAUUCUUUAUUUCAACUUCCAUUUCUUUAUCACAUUCCCAGUGGGUCAGAAGUUUACAUACACUCAAUUAGUAUUUGGUAGCAUUGCCUUUAAAUUGUUUAACUUGGGUCAAACGUUUCGGGUAGCCUUCCACAAGCUUCCCACAAUAAGUUGGGUGAAUUUUGGCCCAUUCCUCCUGACAGAGAUGGUGUAACUGAGUCAGGUUUGUAGGCCUCCUUGCUCGCACACGCUUUUUCAGUUCUGCCCACAAAUGUUCUAUAGGAUUGAGGUCAGGGCUUUGUGAUGGCCACUCCAAUACCUUGACUUUGUUGUCCUUAAGCCAUUUUGCCACAACUUUGGAAGUAUGCUUGGGGUCAUUGUCCAUUUGGAAGCCCCAUUUGCGACCAAGCUUUAACUUCCUGACUGAUGUCUUGAGAUGUUGCUUCAAUAUAUCCACAUCAUUUUCCUUUCUCAUGAUGCCAUCUAUUUUGUGAAGUGCACCAGUCUCUCCUGCAGCAAAGCACCCCCACAGCAUGAUGCUGCCACCCCUGUGCUUCACGGUUGGGAUGGUGUUCUUCGGCUUGCAAGCAACCCCCUUUUUCCUCCAAACAUAACGAUGGUCAUUAUGGCCAAACAGUUAUAUUUUUGUUUCAUCAGACCAGAGGACAUUUCUCCAAAAAGUACGAUCUUUGUCCCCAUGUGCAGUUGCAAACCGUAGUCUGGUUUUUUUAUGGCGGUUUUGGAGCAGUGGCUUCUUCCUUGCUGAGCGGCCUUUCAGGUUAUGUCGAUAUAGGACUCGUUUUACUGUGGAUAUAGCUACUUUUGUACCUGUUUCCUCCAGCAUCUUCACAAGGUCCUUUGCUGUUGUUCUGGGAUUAAUUUGCGCUUUUCCCACCAAAGUACGUUAAUCUCUAGGAGACAGAACGCGUCUCCUUCCUGAGCGGUAUGACGGCUGCGUGGUCCCAUGGGGUUUAUACUUGCGUACUAUUGUUUGUACAGAUGAACGUGGUACCUUCAGGCAUUUGGAAAUUGCUCCCAAGGAUGAACCAGACUUGUGGAGGUCUAUAAUAUAAUUUAAUUUUUAUUUUCCCAUGAUGUCAAUGAAAGAGGCACUGCAUUUGAAGGUAGGCCUUGAAAUACAUCCACAGGUACACCUCCAAUUGACUCACAUUAUGUCAAUUAGCCUAUCAGAAGCAUCUAAAGCCAUGACAUCAUUUUCUGGAAUUUUCCAAGCUGUUUAAAGGCACAGUCAGCUUAGUGUAUGUAAACUUCUGACCCACUGGAAUUGUGAUACAGUGAAUUAUAAGUGAAAGAAUCUGUCUGUAAACAAUUGUUGGAAUAAUUACUUGUCAUUCACAAAGUAGAUGUCCUAACCAACUUGCCGAAACUAUAGUUUGUUAACAAGAAAUUUGUGGAGUGGUUGAAAAACAAGUUUUAAUGACUCCAACCUAAGUUUAUGUAAACUUCCGACUUCAACUGUGUGUGUGUGUGUGUGUAUAUAUAUAUAUAUAUAUAUAUUAUAUAAGAGAGAGAGAUAUCUCUAUCUCAAUCAAACAUUAGGAACACCUUCCUAAUAUUGAGUUGCACCCCCCAUUUAGCCCUCAGGACAGCCUCAAUUCGUCGGGCCGUGGACUCUACAAGGUGUCGGAAGCGUUCCACAGGGAUGCUGGUCCAUGUUAACUCCAAUGCUUCCCACAGUUGUGUGAAGUUGUUUGGAUGUCCUUUGGUUGUUGGACCAUUCUUGAUACACACUGGAAACUGUUGAGCGUGACAAACCCAGCAGCGUUGCAGUUCUUGACCCAAACCGGUGUGCCUGGCACCUACUACCAUACCCUGUUCAAGGGCACUUAAAUAUUUUGUCUUGCCCAUUCACCCUCUGAAUGGCACACAUACACAAUCCAUGUCUCAAUUGUCUCAAGGCUUUCAAAAUAUUCUUGAACCUGUCUCCUCCCCUUCAUCUACACGGAUUGAAGUGGAUUCAACAAGUGACAUCAGUAUGGGAUCCUAGCUUUCACCUGGUCAGUCUGUCAUGGAAAGGUGUUCUUAAUGUGUUGUACACUCAGUGUGUGUGGGGGGGGGUGUGUGUAUGUGUUUUAACUAUAGGUGAAAGCUAUUAUCCCUUAUUGAUGUCUCUAAUUAAAUGCACUUCAAUCAGUGUAGAUGAAGGGGAGGAGACAGGUUAAAGAAGGAUUUUUAAGCCUUUAGACAAUUGAGACAUGAUUGUGUAUGUGUGCCAUUCAGAGGGUGAAUUGCUAAAGCAAAAGAUUUAAGUGCCUUUGAACGGGGUAUCGUAGAGGCUGUUCUAAGGGCAAAAGGGGGGAGACGGUGCAACUCAAUAUUAGAUAGGUGUUCUUAAUGUUUUGUACGCUCUCUCUGUGUGUGUGUGUGUGUGUGUGUGUGCAGUAUUUCUGCCGAGACGCACUUUUAAAUAGAUAGUCGAUUCAAUGACUGGAAGUCUACAGCUAGCAUGUCGUUGUGCUUAUGCUAGUAGCAAUGCCCCCCCACCCUUUCCACAACUGCUGAAAACAAUCCUAGGGGAAAUACUGUUCCAGCUACAUGCUUCCAUCAUUCAGCAUCUUGUAUUUGUAUUUCUGCUUUUGAUUUCAUGCAUGUUGUGAUCUGCAGAAUUGGUUUACAGAUAGCAAUGAGCAUUUACAUAAAUGUGAUGUUUAUCUUUGUUCUUUCCACUCAAAUAUUAAUCUCAUAUUAACCAAACAACAGGUGAAGAAAUAUGACCAGAAUGAUGACAAGGUGGAUCCUGAGAAACUACAGGCGCUGGAGGAGAACGACCUAAAGCCAACUGAAGGUCAAUCAUUGAGGGUUGUGGAGACAUUUAACAAACAAUGUGACAACAUUCACUCUGUCUCAGUGCGUCAAAACACAGAUGCAGAGACCAACAGUUUGACUUCCUAGUUUUUAUCAUCUUAACAUUUAUUGAUAAUGCAUGCAACCAACUUUUACUUACUUUAUUUUUAUGACGUCUAUUUGACAGGGAUAAUGUACGUUAAUCAGCAUUUCUGUAAUGCAUCUGCCAGAUUUAGCUCAAAGGCUAAUUUUCACCAGUAAGACAUUGCGUCAGAACCCAGACGAAAAUACCAAAGGUUUAAUAUUUAAAUGACCAUGUGUUGUUGGGUUAGCAAUUACCUUCGGAGCACAUUGAUGCUAGUGUUUGUGUGAGUUCGAAUCCGACCGAUGCCAUUUCUAACACACACUGUCCUCCUAACUUUGUUUCUCUCACUGUCUCUGUCCAAUAAACAUGAAAAAUACAGAAAGGAGUGAGAAUUCCCACUCUUUAAAAAAACACACACAAACAAUUAACCCUGCCUUCUGUCGUGUCCAAAUCCCCCCCAAAGACGUGAAUACUAACGGCGGUGGCAACUUCGGCGACCACCACAGCGACGGGCUCCACCGGGGCAGCGAGGAAGAGGAGGUAAUGCUGGCGCCCGCCACCUUGCCCGAGGGCUACGCAUCCAUGUCGGGCUCGGCGGCUGCCGCAAUGGCCUACACAGCAGGGGACUGUGAGAACAAGUGCCACUCCCACUUCCACGACACGGUGGGCGAGGCGGACAACCUGCACCACCACCACCACGAAUACCACCACAUUCUGCACCACCACCACUCUCAGAACCACCAUCCACACAGCCACUCGCACUCGUACUCGGAGCAACACUUCCAGCAGGCGGGCGUGGCCACGCUGGCCUGGAUGGUUAUCAUGGGCGAUGGUCUGCACAACUUCAGUGACGGUCUGGCCAUUGGUGCGUUCAAGUUUGAACUUUCCCUCAAUACAAGGGGAAAGCGUCUGUUUGAUAAUAGUGUGAUAAUGCUGUUUUAAUGUUUUCUUUUCAGGCAUUUGAGGAUGAGAGAAAUGAGUUUCAGCUAUCAUAGAACAUUAUUUCUUUAAAUUUUAGUAAAGGGAAAAGGGGAUACCUAGUCAGUUGCACAACUGAAUGCAUUCAACCUAAAUGUCUUCCACAUUUAACCCAAUCCCUCUGAAUCAGAGAGGUGCGGGGGGCUGCCUUAAUCCACGUCCACAUCAUCGGCGCCCAGGGAGCAGUUGUUGAGGGUUAACUGCCUUGCUCAAGGGCAGAACGGCAGAUUUUUCCACCUUGCCCGCUCGUGGAUUCGAAGCAGCGACCUUUCGGUGACUGGCCAAACGCUCUUAACCCCUAGGCUACCUGCCACCCGUAGUAGUACUAGUCAUGACUAUACAUGAGGAUGUAGGAGAAAUGAGUUUGAACCUACAUUACAUUUAGUCAUUUAGCAGACGCUCUUAUCCAGAGCGACUUACAGUUAGUGAGUGCAUACAUUUUUCAUACUGGCCCCCCGUGGGAAUCGAACCGUAUUCUUAGGUUCGACAUACUCUUAGGUUUGAACACCUUUUAACCAUGGCUUAAGUGUUUGUUCAACAAUGAGAAACGUCACUCCUUUUGUAUCUGCUGUUUUGUCAAGAUCUGAUAUGAACUGUAUUACGUCUAGUUUAUCACUGUUGAACAGCCAUCACUAGCCGUCUACCAGGUGAUGCACACCACACACACACAACACACACACACCUCAUACUCAUAAAGACGCACGUAGACGCACACACUUGCAUACACACUCACACAGCCAACGCUGCUGUCCCAUGCAAUAGAGACAUUGAACCAUUGGUCACUUCCUGUUUCACACUGUAUUUAAAUACUGUAUCCCCCGACGUAGCUCAUCAUAGUAUUUCUACCACUGUACAUUGUAUUUUAGUUACACUGUUUAUACACACCGCAUAUUUAUUUAUACACUGGAUUCUUGACAUGGCUUACUCUAUCUUGUGUAGAUGCGUAUAGAUUGCAUUUGAUUACUGCUACAGUAAUUGCCCCGCCGUUAUUGAUUUCUUGUCUUUUUUUUGUAUAUUUUAAUUGUUAGGAGCUAUUAACAUAAGCAUUUCGCUGCAAAAUUUCGCUGCAAAACACCUGCUUAACUGUACGCGACCAAUAAACGUUGAUUUUGAUUGAUGUUAUUAAACUCAAUCUUUAUGACCCAUAAUGAAGGGUUGUACAGUUAUUUAAUGUUUCUUUAUGACUUAUGACAGGGGCAGCGUUCACGGAAGGGCUGUCCAGUGGCCUCAGUACGUCGGUAGCCGUGUUCUGCCAUGAACUGCCUCACGAGCUGGGUAAGACGAAACAGCCUAACCAAUACUUACAGCUAUCACUUUAACCUGAGGUGGACACUUUUGAUGUUGAAUGAACACCCCCUCUUUUUUAACAGUAGCUGUCAAAACUGCUUUCAAAGGUGUGUUUUUCCCCAAUUGCAUCAAAAUGACUGGGCUUAUUCAUGUUUCUCUCCCUGUGGCAGUAGGACUUGCAAUUUGAAAGCGCCUUGAGGAAUGUUUUUUUUCUCUCAUCGAACGCAAAACAAAAGCUGACCAAUAUAAAAGUUUACAACUAUUGGGAUUGUCUGAUUUUGCUCUUCGUAAAAGUAAAUGUGGACAGCUUUAGCAUCUUGAAAGUGCGCCUAGGCAGAAAUAUUUGUUCAUGUUCCAUGUUUUUGGGGUUUGGCAACAAUUGAACGUUGGUACAGUGCCACUGCUUAAGGAAUAUCUAAAAAGCACUGCCUAGGCCCUCCCCCAGUGCACUGCUCUCAUUGAAUUGCUGCAUUUUUUUGUAUCCAACUUUUCUCUGGUCCGUGUGUCCUAAAGCCAUGCAUCCUUCCUCCCCCAUAGGUGACUUUGCUGUGCUGCUGAAGGCCGGCAUGACAGUGCGGCAGGCCAUUCUUUACAACGUGCUGUCUGCCAUGAUGGCAUACCUGGGCAUGAUCACGGGCAUCCUCAUCGGGCACUACGCUGACAACAUCUGCAUGUGGAUCUUCGCCCUCACCGCCGGGCUCUUCAUGUAUGUCGCCCUGGUGGACAUGGUAAGUCCAUGAUUUUAACAUUAUUAACGUACAUGUCUGUGUACUCGCAGGUUCUUGAAAGGACAUUGUAAUGAAGAUGGUGUAGCCUUGUAAAUGAAAGCAUUAUUGGCCAUACUUUUUCAAUGUUUUGCACAGGCCAUGUUAAUAUUCAGUAGGGGUGUAACAGUACACAUAUUCGUACCGAACCGUUCAUACUGGGACCUCUGUACAUACAUUUAGUUUUUUAUAAAAACAUUAGGCCUACGCUGCGUUGUAUGCCUCUUGAGUAAAUCGGAGCUGAAAAAACAUUUCUGGCUAUUCCGUUAAAACAACUAGAGCCUAUGCUCACGUUGUAAUCAAAAUUCUGAUCUUAAUUGGCUGCGUUUAAAACGGUCCUUUUGUGAGGCGCAGCCGGGAACUAGUUACAGUGGUGGAAAAAGUACCUAACUGUCAUACUUGAGUAAAAGUAAAGAUACCUUAAUAGAAAAUGACUCAAGUGAAAGUCACCCAGUAAAAUACUACUUGAGUAAAAUUCUAAAAGUAUUUGGUUUUAAAUAUACUUAAGUAUCAAAAUGAAUCAUUUCAAAUUCCUUAAAUUAAGCAAACAAGACGGCACAGUUUUUAUUUAUUUACGGAUAGCCAGGGGUACACUCCAACACUCAGACAUCAUUUACAAACGAAGCAUUUAUGUUUAGUGAGUCCGCCAGAUCAGAGGCAGUAGGGAUGACUAGGGAUGUUAUAUUGAUAAGUGCGUGAAUUGGAAAAUGUUCUGUCCUGCUAAGCUUUACAAAUGUAACGAGUACUUUCUGAGUGUCAGAGAAAAUGUAUGGAGUAAAAAGUACAUUAUUUUCUUUAGGAAUGUAGUGAAGUAAAAGUUGUCAAAUAUAAAUAGUAAAGUACAGAUACCCCCAAAAACUACUUAAGUAGUACUUUAAAUGUAUUUUUACUUAAGUACUUUACACCACUGACUAGUCAUGUACGAUGGUGAGUGGUGGGGUCGAUAAACCUGGAGGAUUCUCCAUCCUCGUUGAAAUCUCCAGUUUGGGAACGAUUUGGCUUCCCAGUAGAUUACAACGGUGAUGGACAGAGUAUGUUGCCACUGCUCAACGAGAAUAGCCUAUUCAGCAGCCAACACCUCACGUUUCCACAUUACUACCACCGGAGCAAAACGGAAAAGGGAGAAAAAAAAGAAACUUUGUCUCCCCUCUGCAUUCAAGCAGCCCUUCGCAGCUGAUUCUCACCGGGCCAAAGAUAUUACAAGAGCGAUAGGUAUGUUUAUAACCGCGGAUAUGCGCCCAUUCUUAGGUGGUUGAGAAGAAUAGUGGGUUUCAGCACCUCGUGAAAGUUCUUGAGCAACGUAACAAACUUUGCCCUCUCGUACCCAUUUCAGUGAACCGGUAGUACCCGCUAUAUACUGCAUAAACAAGCUAAAGCCGACGACGUCAAUGAAUUGGCCAAUGCACCCUGUGUUGAGCUUACUACAGAUGGAUGGACCUCCGGGGCUAGCGAGCUACUUGCAGUGCCUUUGGAAAGUUUUCAGACCCAUUGACUUUUCCACAUUUUGUUAUGUUACAGCCUUAUUCUAAAAUUGAUUUAAAAUAAUAAUAAUAAUCUCAGCAAUCUACACACAAUACCCCGUAAUGACAAAGCGAAAACAGUUUUUUAGAAAGUUUAGCAAAUGUAUAAAAAAUUAAAAACAUAAAUACCUUAUUACAUAAGUAUUCAGACCCUUUGCUAUGAAACUUGAAAUUGAGCUCAGGUGCAUCCUGUUUCCACUGAUCAUCCUUUAGAUGUUUCUACAACUUGAUUGGAGUCCACCUGUGGUAAAUUCAAUUGAUUGGACAUGGUUUAGAAAGGCACACACCUGUCUAUAUAAGGUCCCACAGUUGACAGUGCAUGUCAGAACAAGAACCAAGCUAUGAGGUCAAAGGAAUUGUCCAUAGACCUCCGAGACAGGAUUAUGUCGAGGCACAGAUCUGGGGAAGGGUCCAAAACAUUUAUGCAGUAUUGAAGGUCCCCAAGAACACAGUGGCCUCCAUCAUUCUUAAAUGGAAGAAGUUUGGAACCAUCAAGACUCUUCCUAUAGAUGGCUGCCUGGCCAAACUGAGCAAUCGGGGGAGAAGGGCCUUGGUCAGGGAGGUGACCAAAAACCAGAUGGUCACUCUGGCAGAGCUCCAGAGUUCCUCUGUGGAGAUGGGAGAACCUUCCAGAAGGACAGUCAUCUCUGCAGCACUCCACCAAUCAGGCCUUUAUGGUAGAGUGGCCAGAUGGAAGCCACUCCUCAGUAAAAGGCACAUGACCGCUCACUGGGAGUUUGCCAAAAGGCACCUAAAGACUCUCAGACCAUGAGAAGCAAGAUUCUCUGGUCUGAUGAAACCAAGAUUGAACUCUUUGGCCUGAAUGCCAAGCGUCCCAUCUGGAGGAAACCUGGCACCAUCCCUACGGUGAAGCAUGGUGGUAGCAUCAUGCUGUGGGGAUGUUUUUCAGCGGCAGGGCCUGGGAGACUAGUCAGGAUCGAGGGAAAGCUGAACGGAGCAAAGUACAGAGAGAUCCUUGAUGAAAACCUGCUCCAGAGUGCUCCGGACCUCAGACUGGGAUGAAGGUUCACCUUCCAACAGGAUAAUGACCCUAAGCUCACAGCCAAGACAACGCAGGAGUGUCUUCGGGACAAGUCUCUGAAUAUCCUGGACUUGAACCCAAUUGAACAUCUCUGGAGAGUCCUGAAAAUAGCUGUGCAGCGACGCUCCCCAUCCAACCUGAGCUUGAGAGGAUCUGCAGAGAAGAAUGGAAGAAACUCCCCAAAUACAGGUGUGCCAAGCUUGUAGCGUCAUACCCAAGAAGACUCAAUGCUGUAAUCGCUGCCAAAGGUGCUUCAAGAAAGUACUGAGUAAAGGGUCUGAAUACUUAUGUAAAUGUGAUAUUUCAGCUUUUUAAAAUUUUUAUAAAUUAGGAAAAUGUCUAAACCUGUUUUUGCUUUGUCAUUAUGGGGUAUUGUUUUGUAGAUGAUGAGGGGAAAAAACUGUUUAUAAAAUUUUAGAAUAAGGCUGUAACGUAACAAAAUGUGGAAAAAGUCAAAGGGGUCUGAAUACUUUCCAAAGGCACUGCAAGUGACAUCAAAUUACAUCACAUUAUACCCGAGGGGGAAAUGAGAAGUACUGUGCCACACACCCUUUAUCAAAGUCACACAAGUGCGCAUAUUUUUCUCUUUCUAAGAAAACAUUAUAGAAUAGGCCUAUACAAUCUCUGAGCCAUGUUUAGAUAUUGAUUUCACACACAUUGCACUUUGUUUCAGUGUUGUUGAGUAAUCGUGUGUUUUUCAUUUAAGAAAAUACAAAGUGUUGGUAUACCUGAUUGUUCCCUCAUCAGGCAUUAUGAUAAUGCAUGGAAUCAGGAAUACCAACACUUUGCAUUUUCUUAAAUAAACAAAAAUAUAGUACAGUAACUGUUGACAUUUCAUUUUCGCGCUAAACGGAAACCAUGACCCCAAAACCGCAAUGCGUACCGCCCCAUGGGUUUGGUGAACCGUUACACCCCUAAUAUUCAGGCCAUACAACAGUGUUUUUAGCAGCAGUCAGUUGUCCUCCAACCAACAGAGCAACAUUGAGUUUGUUUACCAACAGUCAGCACCAUCUGUUAUGCUGGUGCAGCUGGACUUGUCAAAAAUACCCAUCCCACGAAGUCAAACAGAAUUGUACUUUUGCUUAGCUUUUUGCUUAUCUUGCUGAUAAGUGGCCCUCUGAACCAUAUGGCCUCUUCACACACACACACACACACACACACACACACACAAAGUGAGAGAAGCAAGUAGGGACUGGAGCUGUCACAGGCAGCUGACUGUUGUACAACCCAGCUAAGUCCCCUCAAGUCUGACCUCUUGUGGCCAUGUUAAAUGUAUGCGAUGUCUUCCAAAGCUACAGUGCCUUCGGAAAGUAUUCAGACCCCUUUGACUUUUUCCACAUUUUGUUACGUUACAGCCUUAUUCUAAAAUGGAUCAAAUGUGUUUUUUCCCUCAGCAAUCGACACACAAUAACCCAAAAUGGCACAGCGAAAGCAGGCUUUUAGGAACUUUUGCAAAUGUAUUAAAAAUAAAAAACAGAGACCUUAUUUACAUAAUUAUUCAGACCCUUUGCUAUAAGACUCCAAAUUGAGCUCAGGUGCAUCCUGUUUCCAUUGAUCAUCCUUGAGAUGUUUUUACAACUUGAUUGGCGUUCACCUGUGGUAAAUUCAAUUGAUUGGACAUGAUUUGGAAAGGCUCACACCUGUCUAUAUAAGGUCCCACAGUUGACAGUGCAUGUCAGAGCAAAAUCUCUGGAGAGACCUGAAAAUAGCUUUGCAGCGAUGCUCCCCAUCCAACCUGACAGCUUGAGAGGAUCUGCAGAGAAGAAUGGGAAAGUCUCCCCAAAUACAGGUGUGCCAAGCUUGUAGCGUCAUACCCAAGAAAACUCUAGGCUUUAAUUGCUGCCAAAGGUGCUUCAAGAAAAUACUGAGUAAAGGGUCUGAAUACUUAUGUAAAUGUAAUAUUUCAGUUUUUGGUUUGUCAUUAUGGGGUAUUGAUUGAUGAGGGAAAAAAACAAUUUAAUCCAUUUUAAGAAUAAGGCUGUAAUGUGACAAUGUGGAAAAAGUCAAGGGGUCUGAACACUUUCCAAUAGCAAUUUCUCGAUCAGGAAUACAAUAAAGGUGCGUCUGUGAUUGGAGGCUUCUGUUACCACAAAUUUACAUUUACAAGCGGCUGAGUGGCAUUUCAAAAUAUUUCAAAAAUACGGAUCUCUUGUGAUAUGGAUAUUACACGUCAAUAUCGCAAUUUCGAUAUCAAUUCGAUAAAUCGUGUAGCCCUACCAUCAUGCAUUUUAAAAGCAUAGGGUUGGUGUAAUUAUUGGAUGGAGAGCGUUUCCACCGUUGUUAAAUCCAUUAAAUAAAGUGUAAAAUUGCAUACUUAGGGGAAGGGCGGAGAAUGGGGAUGCAGGAUUAGCAUGUUUACUUGAUUCUAUGCCUUGAAUUAGAAGCUGCUUUCCCAGAUAACUUCCAUUCAGUACAAACCAGUGUUUGACGUUUCACAGGUCCCGGAGAUGCUCCACAACGAUGCUGGGGACCAUGGCUUCAGCCAUUGCGGCUUCUUCCUGCUCCAGAACGCAGGCAUCCUUUUGGGCUUCUGCAUCAUGCUGCUCAUCGCCAUCUUUGAACACAAAAUCCAACUGGAAAUAGACCUCUAAACGGUUGGAUCUCAAACCUGGUCUCCAAGGACCCCUGUGUUUGCAGGUUUGAAUCCAAACCGAACUUGGUACUGGGAGAAGGAAUAGAUGAAUCGAACAUGGUUAGUUGAUUAGAACAGAAUGUAGCCUUCAGUUUGAUUGUAAGCCCACAUGCACAGGCAUCCUUGGAAGACCAGCAGUGUUGAGAAACACUCCUCGAACUGACAGGACCAAGCGCCGUGUGUCUCAGCUGCCAAGUGGCCACAUCACGAGUCAGCCAUUACUGUGUCUUUCCCUCUCAUCUCCUCUCCUCCAAGAAGUGAAAAAUAAUAAUGGUAAUGAUUAGUGUGACCAUUUCUUUUUGGUCAAGAUUCACCUGUUGCAAAAUGUCAAUUGGCAUGUAUUCUGUAUGUGUGUUAUGUUUGUCAAACCUUUUGGUGUUGCAUAGCUGUCUGUCUUCCCUCAGUGUGCUUCAUGUUUUAUUUCUGGUCAAGAUUUACAGUAAAAAAAAAAAAUAGAGGACCACGUUUUGUUGACGGGAUGUUUGGAAAAAACAAGCUUUAUUUGUGGGCGUCAGAACAAGGGCCAAUCCUUUUUAUUUGGUUUAUUUCAAACCCUUAUGUCACAUUCCUGAGACAAGUGAAAGCUCAUUGAUUGGGGAGGGCAAUUGGGCAAGGAGGCUUCAUGCCCAAUUUCUGGGCACUGUUGCACAAGUUGUGACUUUAAACAUUAUAAAUCUGCCAGUCGCCUUGAGCUUGUUUUAAUCCCAACCUAACCCACCUCCUUGGUAACAGUGCACCACGUCUUUAACUGCCCAAUCAAAACUAAUCAAGCCAAUUUAAGGGCAGUUAAUUUCACUAUGCCUCUGGAAUUGUAUGCAUAGUGUUAUGCUCGGUGGGGGGAAAGAACUUAAUCGGUCUUUGAAGUCUGUUACAUUGUCCUCACAGAGGAAACUUGGUUGUAAAUGUGUUGUAAAUUAUCCUUGAUUUGAAGAGACUGCAGAGCUAUUGCAGAUGUACUGUAUCUGACAAUUAACACUGUGUUGAGCAUUUCCUCCCCAUGAAAAUAGUCUAUUAGAGAAAAAAGGCUCCAAAUCUCUAUCCCAAAGUUUGUUCAUUUAGCCAGUGUCAGUAGGAUAUCCAGUCAUGGGACUAGAUAGAUACAUAUCUAUCACAGAUUGUGAUUUGGAGGCCUUUUUGCGAUCUGAUACAUGAAUGAAUUUUAUCUUCACUGAGUUAUUAUAGUGGUAACUCAAAGGUCCUAUGAUGAAUGUGUGAUCUAUGUGUUCAGAAUGAAGCCACUCAAAGUGGUAUUAUGUUUUUAAGUUAUCGUGCCAAUAUCUCAUCUCGCUGUGUUUGAAAAGAUAGCCAAACCUUUGUGGUCAGGAACAAUUCAUGUUUUCAUGUGUUUCACACACUGUUUAGGAAGAAGUACAUCAUGAAGGGAACCAUUUUUGUAUGCCAUCAUUUGACUGUUGUGUACUUCAGGCAGCUUUGGAUGUAAUAUGUGUUACUUUACAUUCCAGAAGAAAAUAAAAAUUAAUGCCUACCACCUC